Stylophora pistillata is the source of this 6028-nucleotide messenger RNA. RefSeq lists its product as uncharacterized. Gene Ontology annotation, molecular function: protein binding. Lineage: Eukaryota; Metazoa; Cnidaria; Anthozoa; Scleractinia; Pocilloporidae. The record is from RefSeq and is a predicted model, not a curated record. Gene Ontology annotation, biological process: signal transduction.
CUUACUCAACUUUCCUUUGCGUGCAUUCCGAGGCGAAACUACGAAUUCAGCAUUGGGAGAUAAUUCCCAAAACUCCGAGUAUUCACUGCGAAAGUUAACGUGGAAGAUGUUUGUUUAUCAGAGUCGACAAGUAUACCUGUGAUCGAGUUGUUAUCGUAAACAAAACUAUGUGAAAAAGGAAAGAGAUUUGAGUGCAGUUACGCGUUGGACCAGUCUUUAGUGGCUGAGUACCUUUUGAGGCAUUAAACAAUAUCCAGUUUGGAGCACAGGAGCCAGUAAAAGACAACAAGUCAUUCAGGCUUGUAGUACUAGUGGAUCAGUGGUAUGGAAGAGGAAGUUGGAAAUAGGGAACAUGAAGGACAACACUACAGGGAGCUGGGAGAUUCCUCUUUCAAACUGAAAGAUUACAAACAAGCAAUAGAGAAUUAUGAACUAUCCUUAAGUAUUGCUAGGGAAGGAGGAAAUAGGGUUGCAGAAGGAGAGUUGUAUAAGUCUCUUGGAGAAUCCUAUCACGGCCUUGACGAUUACAAGCAAGCAUUACAGUAUUAUGAACUAUCCUUAGGUAUUGCUAGGGAAGGAGGAAAUAGGGUGGCAGAAGGACAGUUGUAUAAGAAUCUAGGAGAUUCCAACUGCUUACUUAUGGAUUACAAACAAGCAAUUAUGUAUUAUGGACUAUCCUUAGGUAUUGCUAAGGAAAGAGGAGAUAGGGUUGAAGAAGGAAGGAUGUGUAAGUCUCUUGGAGAUUUCUAUUAUGGCCUUGGUGAUUACAAACAAGCAUUACAGUAUUAUGAACUAUCCUUAUAUAAUGUCAAGGAAAAGGGAAAUAGGCAUUUAGAAGGAGAACUGUAUAAUAGUCUGGGAAAUGUCUACGAAGAACUUAAAGAUUACAAACAAGCAAUAGAGAAUUAUGAACUAUCCUUAAGUAUUGCUAUGGAAGUUGCAGAUAGAACUUGGCAAAAGGAGCUGUAUGAAAAUCUAGGAUAUGUCUAUACAAACCUUGAAGAUUUCAAGCAAGCAAUACAGCAUUAUGAACAUUCCCUAAGUAUUGCUAAGGAAGAAGGAGAUAGCACUGAUGAAAAAGCAUUGUCUAAGUCUCUGGGAGAUUCAUAUUACAGCCUCUGUGAUUACAAGCAAGCAAUUCAAUAUUAUGAACAAUACUUAAGAAUUGCUAAUAAAGUAGGACGUGGUGUUAUUGAAAGACGUGUGUACAAAAAUUUGAUUGCCUGCUAUGAAAGCCUUGAAGAACAUACACAAGCAAUUGAGUAUGAGGAACAGUUAUUUAGUGUUGCUGAGGAAGGAAUGAAAGGAAAAGGUAAAGAGACAAGGCAUUUGCAGCUGAAUGAUCUCCAGUUCAUUGGAGAAGUAAAAGAAGAGGAAAUAGUCAAACAACCACAUUCACAUGACAUGCAAGUACCCCCUGAAAUCAAAGGUAGAGGAUUAAGAGCAGAACUGGCUUAUAGAAAAGCACUGCAGUUUGGAAAGGUCAAAGUCUACCAUGCCCGUAUCAUGCUGAUUGGGCAGGAUCGUGCUGGAAAGACAAGUCUCAAAAAGUCUCUUUUAGGUUUGCCAUUUGAUCUUGAAGAGCAGAGUACUGUUGGAAUUGAAGUAGACCGUUCAUCAUUUAAAGUUGAGGUUGAUCAGGUGAAGAACUGGCAGCGCACAGCUAAGAAAGAAGGUGUAUCUCAGUUUGCAAAGGAGCUGGCAAGAAUAGUGGCCGGUGACCUAAAAAAUGAAGAAGCAAAGAUGGAUUUGACACCUCAAAGGGAACUAAAAGAGACAAGAUCUCACAAAACUCAGGUUGGUGAACUGGAUGUUCUUAAACCUGUAUAUGUAUAUAUAACUCAUGCUAUCUCAUUUGGCUUUCAGGAAUCCCGAAAUAAGUCACACAAACGUAGAGAAAAGGAUACACUGGCUAAUCAUCAAUCUGCACCUGAAACACCUCAAUCAAGUAUUGAUGCAUCCACACCUCCUGAGGAGUUCACAGAACACCUUAUUCAGUAUUUGACAGGUUUAAAUCUAAAAGGGGAUAGCUCAUCUACAGAACCAGUUGUAGAUGUUGAUGUAUGGGACCUAGCUGGUCAGCAUCUCUAUUAUGCCUCUCAUCCAGUGUUUUUCUCCAUGCGAGCACUGUAUCUAUUGGUUUAUAAUCUUAGCAAAGGCUUAAACAACACUGCUGACCCAUUUGUUAGACAAGGUAUCCAUGAUAUACGUUUGGAAAAUCCAAAUGGAGAAACAAACUUGGAAAAUCUUUUGUCAUGGUUAGCAUCAGUAGCUGCUAUCAGUCCAACACAACAAGAAGCAGGAGAGGCAGAAACUCCAUAUUUGCGACCUCCAGUGUUGAUGGUUGGAACACAUGCUGACAAACCAUUUCAGGACAUUAAAGAAAUGAAAAUUCAAAUUCAGAAGGAACUUUCUGGAAAGGGCUUUGCAAGACAUGUGAACACCCAGUUUUUCUCUAUAGACAACACCCAGUCAUUGUCAGAUGCUGGAGUUAUUAAACUUCGAGAGGAAAUACUGAAAGUGUUGGAGUUGGAGCCUUAUAUGGGAGAAGAGGUCCCUGUAAGAUGGUUCAAUUUUGAGAAAGUGGUUCAAGCUUUAAAGGGAAACCAUACGUUUUACUUGAAUAUCAAAUAUCUUCAAGCCAUUGUCAAGGAGGUGUGCUUUGUUAAAGACGAGACUGAGCUUGGUGUAAUGCUGGAUUUCUAUCAUGACCUUGGUGUGGUAGUAAAACAUGGCAGUACAGUUGUCCUGCAGGCUCAGUGGCUGAUUGACUUAUUCAAACAACUGAUUACUAUUCCACGUUAUGAGGAAGUGGGCCUAGAAUCCAGGCUCCUUCAGAAAUGGAAACAUUUAGAGGAAACAGGAAUCCUGUGCAUGGAACUUGUCCGUCAUGUCUUCUCAAAGUUUAUUAAGGAAGAUUCUGUAGCUGAAAAGGACAUCUUAGACAUGAUGGAGCGUUUUGGUCUUGUUGCUAAGUUUGUAACAUCAACGCAGAAUUCUGUGCAGUAUUUUGUUCCAGCCCAGCUUAAAUCAUUACCGAAAGAUCAAGAUCUUUGUAAAUGGGAAGCAUCAACCUCUGAUCCAUGUCCGUUGUAUCUUGACUUUUUAAAUGGUUUUGUUCCCCAUGGAAUUUUUUACCAGCUUGUCUCUCGUUGCAUCAGUUGGUGCUCGGAAAAUGGAUUCAAACGACUACCCACCCUGUAUUGCCAUGCAGCCAGGUUCUUUAUCGUGAAAAAUUUUAUUCAUCCGUUAACCCUUCUCUGCAAGAGGCGAUAUAUCAAGAUUAUCUUGAAGCACAGAGAACCAGUCAGUGAAGAAUGUUUUGCUGAGGGAAGAGAAGUUGCGAAAGAUUUGCGAAAUUUUCUAAAAAGUACGUUGCAAGAUAUGGCUCAACAAAUUCCCUGGCGAGGCAAUUUGAAGUGUGAGCUGUGCGUCGAAUGUCCCUUUUGCCCAAUAGAGAGAAAACCCUGUCAGAACCAUGGUAAGAUAUCCUGUACCCAUGAAGAGUGUUUUUGUCUUCUUAACAUGGCACCGGCAGAACGACUGCUUUGUGAAAAAAGCUUCUGUGAUAAAGUACCCACGAUUCCUGGUCUAGAUGAAUGGUUUUCCAUGGAGGACAAGAAUCUCAAGAAAAGGGAAGAAACUGUAUCUCGUGGAGACAUUUCCACCUAUGGCUCUUUGAAAUCUGGACCACCCUCGUGUGCCGAAUUACAAGACCUUGCUAAUGAGAUUCAGGAAUCAUGGCAACAAAUUGGACGACGGCUAAAGUUGUGCGAAGAAAAUUUGUCUAGUAUUAAUUUUGAAGAGGAGAGUGUAUAUGAGAAAUCUUACAGAAUGCUUCGAAAGUGGACAGAAGCCUUUCAUUAUAGUGCUAAUUAUGGAACCUUGGCUCAAGCCUUAGAACAUGAACUCGUUGACAGGGGAGAUCUAGCACGUAAAUACUGUUACACUAAACAUCCAGCAGAGACUCCACAAGUGGUUCGUGUGGACUCGCCCUUUCUUAAAGAUGGAACACCUUCAGAAGAUGAUCUCCAAUACCUUGCCAGUAAUAUUUUUGAUUGCUGGAAGGUACUGGGACGACAGUUGGACCUUGAGGAGUCAGUACUGAUCAGCAUUGACUGGGAAGAAAAACGCACCUCAGAAAAGUGUUACAAAAUGCUUAAAAAAUGGAAGGAAUGUAAUGGUUCUGAGGCUGACUUUAAGACUCUUGCACAUGGCUUGGAAAAUCACCUCGUCGAAAGAAAUGACCUUGCUGCAAAGUAUUGCUAUAUCACCAAGGCUUCUGAACAAGCACGAAGAGAAUUGCAGACAUUAACACAAGCGCUUCAAACUGGCUUAAACAUCCAUACUACAAGUGGAUGUGUUGAGAGAAGUAACCCAUUAAGGGAUCUAGCGACUACAGCGUCAGGAAAGGGCUAUAAAGUGUUUCCCAAUCAAGGACAAGGAAAUUGUCUGUUCCAUGCCUUGUCAGAUCAACUUGACAUUGUGAAAGGAAUAAAAAUCGAACAGAGUGAUCUACGACGAACCUUGGUGCAGUACCUCAGGGACAACCCAACACUACCUGAUGGCACAGAUCUUUUGGGCUUUAUUGACAACUGUCAAUCGUGGGAGGAUUACCUGACAAAUAUGCAGAAAGAUGGUACUUGGGGCGAUGAGGUGAUUCUUCGAGCUGCAGCAAACAAUUAUGGAACAAGUAUACUUGUAAUAAGUAAUUUGUCUGUAGCCAAUGACAUAACUAUCACGCCAUAUCAGAGUGGUGAAUACAAACGCCUUGUGUUAGGGCAUGUGCAUGAGUUCCAUUACGUCAGUCUGAGGCCAAUAGAAGGUCACUCAAGAAAGAGAAAACUUGAUAAUGAAGAAAUUCUUGAUGAGAAUAACAGACUCGCUAAAUUACCGAUAGCAGAAAAAAAUUUUAACGAAGGUCACUCAAAAUCGGGAAAACUUGAGGAAUAAGAAGUUCUUGACGAGAAGAAAAGAUCUGCAAAGUUACCGACAGCAAAAAAUUCCUCAACUAAGCUGUCAUAAAUUAAUCGCCUGUUGGCGAGGAUCACAAGCACGGAGAGAGUAGACAACGUUAAACAGAUGAAUAACUUAGUUCUCGAAGAGAAACGUUAGGAGGUUAAUGUUAGAGGUAACAACUGUACCUCGGCACCGUUAACUUCCUUCUCAAGACAAACUCGUCAAUUACUUUAGACAAGUUCAAUUUCUUUUGGUUAAAGUGAACCGAGGCUUUCAAAAUUAAGUUAAGGAGGAUUUAAUAGUCAAGAGAUGAUGAAGAAAAUUAGGAACUUUUUGAUAUUUUGAAUUUCAAGAACUCAUUUAGUAAGUUGAUGGGAUUGGUUUCAAGUUAGGUAAGCGUUUUUGUAGCAGUAAUCAUGCAUUGCACGAAAAUUUUCAGACAAAAUUUGUCAGUCAUUUCAAAAUUUGUUUUGAAAACGUUGCAGACAAUAUUUUGGAUAAAACUCCAGUAUCUCCUGGUAAUUGAUGAAGUUGUCGUAUUUCGUGAAUUUAAGUAGCUUAUUUUUUCAAUGUGAUUUUUGCAUUUUUUAUCAGAAUGUUUUCGCUAAAAAUCUUCAUUACCAUCUCCGCAAUUUCUAGUAGUAAUCAGGGCCGGGUUGUUCAAAGGUCAAAGGUUAAGAAAACCCAAGGUUAGUGUGAAAUUUGAUUUCAGAUCUGAAAGCUUUGAAUAAAAAGAAAAUCCACUUAAUUCCAUUUUUCUACAAUUUGAUGAUUGAAUGCUCCAAAAAGAGUUCAGAAAAUUUUCACUAAACAGCCGUUGAACAGAGAAAUAUAGAAACCAUGAUCAACAUUUAACCUUUGGUCAGCACUAAUCUGCCUUUGAACAACUGGGCCCAAACUUCGUAAAAAUUAUCGAGUUUCUUUUUAGCUGUUUGUCUUGUUGGCAUUUGCUUGGUUCUUUUUUAAGUUCAAGACUUGUCAUUUCAAGCUAAUGCAUAGUUUAGGCGAAAGCUUACCAUCUGCUGUAAAUAUUUCCAUUAGUCAAUAAAAAGUUAAUAUUUAAUGGGUA